GAGCUAAUGAUCCAUGAUAAGCACCAAGCGGCCAAUAAUUCCUGCUGACAAAAAAGAGUGCGCUCCUUGGUCUCUCCCCAAGGCGCAUUCACAGAAGCGACGGCUAUAAAGCAGGAGCCAGCUGGCAGCUGGCAUCUCCUCCUUGCAAUUGCACCCGGUAUCAGCAAACUCUCUCCCAAUCCCUCUCCUGUCCUUUUUGCUCUUCCACCCCAGCACAUCCGUCGGGCUCGAAGCUUCUUCCAAACACACACUAGUACAUAGCACACACAUACACAAGAACUGUAAUCAUGGCCAACCCGCCCCACGGAGGAAUUCUCAAGGACCUCUAUGUCCGCGACGAGCCGAUUCAGGCCCAGCUGCAGGCCGAGGCCGAGACGCUGCCGUACGUGACGCUGACUGAGCGCCAGCUGUGCGAUCUGGAGCUGAUUCUCAACGGUGGCUUCAGCCCGCUGGAGGGAUUCCUGACCGAGGCCGAGUACAUCUCAGUGGUGAACACCAACCGCCUCCCUGACGGCGCUCUGUGGACAAUCCCCAUCUACCUUGACAUUGACCGGGCGCACCUGGACUCGCUGGGCCCGGAUCGCGCGGUGGAGGCCGAGAAGGUGUACGGCGCCAACGACCAGGCGCACCCAGCAGUGCAUUACCUGUUCAACAACACCAAGGACACGUUUGUUGGCGGCAAGGUGCAGGCCGUCAACCCACCGCAGCACUACGACUACGUGGCCAUCCGCCGGUCGCCGGCCGAGGUGCGCGCACUGUUCAAGAAGCUCAACUGGACCCGCCUGACGGUCCGUGCAGCGCGCAUGCGCCACGCCAACGUGCUGAUCCAGCCAGUGGUGGGUCUGACCAAGCCCGGAGACAUCGACCACUUUACGCGCGUGCGCGUCUACCAGGCCAUCAUGCCCAAGUACCCCAACGGCAUGGCGCAGCUCUCGCUGCUGCCGCUGGCCAUGCGCAUGGGCGGCCCGCGCGAGGCCGUGUGGCACGCCAUCAUCCGCAAGAACUUUGGUGCAACCCACUUCAUCGUCGGCCGCGACCACGCCGGCCCCGGCAAGAACUCGCAGGGCGAGGACUUUUACGGCCCGUACGAGGCUCAAGAUCUGGUGCUGCAGUACCGCGACGAGCUGGACAUCGAGGUCGUGCCCUUCCAGAUGCUGACGUACCUGCCCGACACCGACGAGUAUCAGCCCAUCAAUGAGGUCCCCGAGGGCACCAAGACCCUUAACAUCUCGGGCACCGAGCUGCGUCGCCGCCUGAAGACCGGCGCUCCGAUCCCCGAGUGGUUCUCGUACCCCGAGGUCGUGCGUAUUCUGCGCGAGGCCAACCCGCCGCGCGACAAGCAGGGCUUCACUGUCUUCCUCACCGGACUGCAUGCCUCCGGAAAGGAAGCCAUUGCAGCUGUCUCGCUGCUGCUGGGCGAGACCAUCCGCUCCGAGCUGUCCUCCGAGCUGGGCUUCACGCGCCGCGAGCGCGACAUUAACGUUGGCCGCAUCGGCUUCGUCGCCGGCGAGCUCACCCGUGCGGGUGCCGCCUGCAUUGCUGCCCCCAUUGCCCCCUACGAUGCUGCGCGCCAGCUGGUCAAGCAGCAGGUCAGCAAGGCCGGCGGCUUCUACCUCGUCCACGUUGCCACCCCGCUCGAGGACGUGCCUAUUGCUGGCGAGAUCAAGGGAUUCACCGGCAUUGACGAUAAGGCUGAUCUCGUCGCCGAUGUUACCAAGACCUCGAUCUCGCAGAUUGUUCACGAGAUCAUUUUGCUGCUAGAGCGCGAUGGGUAUAUCGGUGACCGCUAAUUUUCGAUUUCCUUGUCUCGCUUCUUUCCUCAAUGAGCUGUAUAAAUCUUUUCCUUCAC
Molecule: messenger RNA, 1849 nt
Organism: Linderina pennispora
Lineage: Eukaryota; Fungi; Kickxellomycota; Kickxellomycetes; Kickxellales; Kickxellaceae
Product: sulfate adenylyltransferase
Exons: 6
Coding region: 288-1790 (500 amino acids)
Cellular component (GO): cytoplasm
Molecular function (GO): sulfate adenylyltransferase (ATP) activity
Source: RefSeq, a predicted model, not a curated record